Molecule: messenger RNA, 1944 nt
Organism: Amphibalanus amphitrite
Lineage: Eukaryota; Metazoa; Arthropoda; Thecostraca; Balanomorpha; Balanidae
Product: sorting nexin-12-like
Exons: 5
Coding region: 716-1207 (163 amino acids)
Biological process (GO): late endosome to Golgi transport; endocytic recycling
Cellular component (GO): retromer complex; early endosome membrane
Molecular function (GO): phosphatidylinositol-3-phosphate binding
Source: RefSeq, a predicted model, not a curated record
ACGGAGUUUUGUCUGUGUUGUGUUGGGAGGUUUUGCUGCAAAAUUCCGUAUUUUUCGAUAUUUCUUUUUUGUCAUCUGAGAGAUCUUUACAUUCUUGGUACAUAUACACCAUUUGCUGUCUGCUCCUUUUCUUUCAAAUCGUGGCUUACGUCACGGUACUGUGAAAGGUGGCUUCAUCAUCUCAUUACAAUUAGGUUGGUGGGGCGCAAAUAAAACUCAUCGAUAAGUUGGACACGUUUUGUAUUUUAACAUAAUAUAGUCACCCUAUGAGUUAUCAAAAGUAUUUUAUUGUUCUUUCAUCCACAUUCCUCUAUUUUACUGUUGUACUCUCGUCUCAGCUUUUAAGUGUAGGUAGGUUCCGUCCUACUCAGUAGGUGGUCAAAAGGUAGGUCUUAAGGAAUGGAAACAGAGAAUAAUGUGUUGUGUGACAUGCAUGCAAAAUUAUGUGAGAGUAAUGAUGUGUUAUCCUUUCUUAUUCAUCCUCAUUCAUUCCUAACAUUCAUCUCUGUUAACAUCAUGUCUGAUCUCUGUUUCAGUUACAUGCGCCUUGACAUUGUCUAUUGCUCUUGACAGAUGACUUGUCUUGAAUACAAACUGAGUGACAAAUGGUCUUCAUACCUUUCUACAAUCCAUGUACUAAUCCAGAACCUAGGCACUCAACGAGAUUAGGGCCUUCCGGCAUAGUGCCUUUCAAAAUCCUGAUAAGUGUGUCACGAUGACCGACAACAGUUUGGAUGCCACGCGGCGACUGGCAGCCAAGAAGCAGACUCUCGAUGACGCGUAUGCAGCGCCAGCCAACUUCCUGGAGAUUGAUGUCGUAAAUCCAAUCACCCACGGACUUGGCACCAAGCGGUACACCGACUACGAAGUUCGGAUGAGGACGAAUCUCCCCGUGUUUAAAGUGAAGGAGUCGAGCGUACGCCGGAGGUAUAGCGAGUUUGAGUGGCUGAGGAGCGAACUGGAGCGGGACAGCAAGAUCGUGGUGCCGACGCUGCCGGGAAAGGCGCUGAAGCGGCAGCUGCCGUUCCGCUCCGAUGACGGCAUCUACGAGGAGGGUUUCAUCGAGGAGCGCCGCACUGCCCUCGAGGUGUUCAUCAACAAGGUGGCCGGCCACCCGCUGGCCCAGAACGAGCGCUGCCUGCACAUGUUCCUGCAGGAGCCGGUCAUCGACAAAAACUACGUCCCCGGCAAGAUCCGCAACAUGUAGUGGGCAGCAGGCCCAGCGUCGAGCGCAGAGCUCUGGACCGGGGUCCCACCGGGCCAGAGCCAGUCACCACGGGAAGGGGCUGCCGUCAGCGGAGGAGCAGCUGCCGUCUGCGGGCAAAGGGGCGAGCAGCUGCCGUCACUGGGCAGAGGGACGGAACAGCUGCCGUCAGCGGGCAGAGGGACGGAGCGGUGUCGCCGGGCAGAGGCGGGCUGCCGCUGAUCUGAGGGUCUGAGGACAGGCCCGGGUGGCGUCCCUGCCGCCCCUACCGCCAUAUGUGGCGCCGCGCCCCGUGCACUGGGUGUGAGAGCCGGCGGCGCCGUGCCCCGCACGCAGGGUGCGCCGGCGCCGCGCCCUGUUCGCUGCCCCGCACGUCAGCGGCGCGGCAGUCCUCCCGGCCGUGUCCAACGGUGAGUCGGCCCGAGACGCGGCGCCCCGCCCCGCCGGCCCAUCUCGCAGGCCGUGAUACCGUAUUCCGCAGUGUGUAACCCUCAGUCGUAUCCGUCACUACGUAAUCCUUCUCUCGUGCGUAUGCAGCCGGUUUACAUUCGUUAUUCGCUUGGCUUGGUUGUAAGUGCCGGGUGUGGCGGCGCGCCGGUCAGCGCGGGCACCCACCCUCGGCCACCGCUCGCCGGGUUCGGCGUCACAUGACCCGCUGGCUUGGUGGAAUGCUCUAUUUAUGUAAGGAAUUAUGCUAAGCAGUUGUUAUGGUUGCAUGCGAAUACACUAUGUGAUAAGUA